CAUAAAAAAUCUUAAAACAAAAAAAAAUUUGGAACAAUGAUUGAACCGUACGAGCCAAGUUUGUUAUGGCUGAUCAUCGUUGGAUUUUUGGUUGCAUUUGGAAUGGCCUUUGGCAUCGGAGCAAAUGAUGUGGCAAAUUCAUUUGGAACCAGCGUUGGGUCUAAGGUGCUCACGAUAAGACAGGCUUGUUAUUUGGCUUCUUUCUUCGAGAUCAGUGGAUCUGUUCUAAUCGGUUACAAAGUGUCGGAUACAAUGAGGAAGGGUAUUUUGGAUUUAUCGAUGUACGAGGAUGCUGAACGAGAGCUGAUGUUGGGUUGUAUUGCAAGUUUGGGUGGCAGUGCCAUUUGUAUGUUAUUAGCAACUUUUUUGAGGUUACCCAUUUCUGCUACGCACAGUAUUGUUGGAUCCACUGCUGGUUUCAGUUUGGUUGCAAGAGGCACUAGGGGCCUACACUGGAGCACCCUGUCAUCCAUAGUCGCCUCCUGGUUCAUUUCACCAGCUUUGUCCGGUGCCAUUUCAGUUUGCAUUUAUUAUUUGAUAAGGACGUUUAUUUUAAGGGCCAAGGAUCCGUUGAGGAACGGUUUUAGGAGUAUUGCAGUAUUUUAUGGAGUUACAGUAUUUAUUAACGUAUUCAGCAUUGUUCACGAUGGACCUAAAUUACUCCAUCUGGACAACAUUGCCGUAUGGAUAUCAGUUUGUUUAGCUCUGGCUUUUGGUCUAACGACCGGCAUUUUAGCACAAAUAUUUAUUUUACCUUGGCAAAAACGUAAAAUUGCUGAAGAUUCUGUGAUGUUUACCGUAGGGGAUUCAAGUGCUGAGCCUUCAUUAAAUAAUAGCCCGACCACAGAGAAAAAAUUGGCAAUAAAUGACAAUAAUAUUUUGGUACCAGAAAUUAUAGAAUCUCACGAAAUGUUGCAACUGAGCAAAAAGGAUGGAAGCAAACAAACCGAUGUUGAAAUUGGAAAUAAAGUCUCGCCGAAGGUUAAGAAUAUUUUUGCCAGCCUGGACGAUAUGGAUUUGACCAUCACCAGUUUGAACUACAUAGAUGAUAAUGGAGCUAAAAACCUCAAACAAAACGAGAAGUCCCAAAACGGAAUUGCAGUCAAAUUCGACAAUGGUCUAACCACUGAACCUUUGGACACCAAAGUGGAAUCCGAUAAACUAACAGGAAACCUUUUAAUAGCCCCACAAUCCUUAAUGGUUAACAAUAUGUCAGCGACCAGUAAAGACAUGAGAUCCAUGGACAGUGCAGCGACAUUAAAUUCACAACUGUCAGGAACUGCACCCUUGUUGAAACAUAAGAACCAGGUUCGAGUCAUGACUCCACAUGAAGAUAGGGCUGUGUCGAGGUUGUUUUCGUUUUUGCAAGUGCUUACUGCUGUUUUUGGAAGUUUUGCACAUGGAGGAAACGAUGUCAGCAAUGCAAUUGGCCCAAUAAUUGCAAUGUGGUUGAUUUUUGCUGAUGGUAACGUUUUACAAAAAUCCGAGACACCACUUGGUAUCUUAUUGUUUGGUGGUUUCGGAAUGGUAACCGGUCUUUGGAUAUGGGGUAGAAGAGUUAUCCAAACUAUUGGAGAAGACUUGACAUCGAUCACUCCAUCAACGGGUUUCACCAUAGAAAUCGGUUCAGCCUGCACAGUCCUCCUCGCAAGUAAACUCGGCCUACCAAUCAGUACGACGCAUUGCAAAGUCGGUUCUGUUGUCUUCGUAGGCUGGGCGAGCGCCGAGAAAGGAGUCGACUGGUCCUUGUUCCGAAAUAUAGUAUUCGCCUGGAUUGUUACUGUUCCUUUGGCCGGUUUGUUAUCAGGUUUUAUUAUGUACAUAUUGCAAAUAACAGCUCUGUAGUUGAACCAAAGUCUUCGAGUCGAAAAAUUUAGAUUGAAGUAAAUUAAAUUGUUUUUUUUUUGGAAAAAAUUCUCGUUUCUACCUCAU
Molecule: messenger RNA, 1932 nt
Organism: Ctenocephalides felis (cat flea)
Lineage: Eukaryota; Metazoa; Arthropoda; Insecta; Siphonaptera; Pulicidae
Product: sodium-dependent phosphate transporter 2-like
Exons: 8
Coding region: 37-1845 (602 amino acids)
Biological process (GO): phosphate ion transmembrane transport
Cellular component (GO): membrane
Molecular function (GO): phosphate transmembrane transporter activity
Source: RefSeq, a predicted model, not a curated record